Portunus trituberculatus (swimming crab) is the source of this 1521-nucleotide messenger RNA. RefSeq names its product flightin-like. The record is from RefSeq and is a predicted model, not a curated record. The transcript has 4 exons. Bases 137 to 679 code for a protein of 180 amino acids. Lineage: Eukaryota; Metazoa; Arthropoda; Malacostraca; Decapoda; Portunidae.
GGGUGCCAAGUAAGGGGGGUCUCGAGGUGACCGGCGAGGUGGAAGUGCUGAGGUGGGCAGUGUCUUGAGCAGCUUAGUUGGGGCGAGGCAGCCCGUUGUGUGGUGACUCUCUGGUUGUCCUCUCUAGCGCUUGAACAUGGCUGGCGACGAAGACAAGAAGAAGAAGAAGAAGAGCAAAAAGGAGAAGGAGGAGAAGAAGGAGGCGCCGCCCCCCGAGCCUGAGCCUGAGCCCGUGCCCGAGCCUGAGCCCGUGGCGGAGCCCGAGCCCCAGGAGGAGGCGCCCCCCGAGGGUGACGCUCAAGAGCCUACUGGGGAGGAGGCGCCCCAGGAGGAGGUCCCCGCUCAGGAGGCCAUGCCCGAGGAGCUGCCCCCCGCACCCAAGAAGAAGCCCAAGUUCUUCGUCCACUGGAACAGGCGCAAACCCCGAUUCUACGACUACAACUGGGACUACGGUGACAACUACUACAGCAACCUCGUCAAAUACAUGGACGACCGCUCCGGAAUCAUGCGAGGCUCUGCCUUUUCAGACAUGCCCCGCCGCAUGGCCUUCGCCGAGCGAGGCAUCAGGAGCAACGUGGCGCGCCGUGCCACCCCUGACGUGCGCACCUCCACGCUGCUGGAUGACGUGCGCAAGUCCAUCAGGAACUUCGAGCUGUCCCAGAAAACGUACAUGAAGUAAAGCCUCGCCCCGCGCUGCCCGUCAUGCCCUGCUGCAGCCCCGCCGCCGCCGCCGCCACCACCACCACCACCCGCUGCGACGUGCCGCGGGACCGCCCACUCCCGCAGGGCAGGGCGGCCCGCCAGCAGGGUCGCGGCGCCCGCACCAGGGACAAGGACGCCGUCACUAGGGGCCACCACCACCACCAACACUACGACGGCCACCGUGCGUGGCCCGUGUCUAGUCAAGAGUUGCCACGCUCAUAACGUUUCUUUUCUUCUCUCUCGCUGACUCGUGUCUUUCUCUCCGCGUGUCCUUCUUCCAUCACGCCUUCUUCCCGCUUCCUCCUUCCCCCUGCUGUGUGCGUCCAGGCGCUGAAUGCGUGCGUGUAUGUGUGUGUGUGUGUGUGUGUGUGUGUGUGUGUGUGUGUGUGUGUGUGUGUGUGUGUGUGUGUGUGUGUGUACGUAUGUGAACGUGCGGUGUGUAGCUCAGCUCGCCCCAACUAGUGUGAGGGGCGGCGGGGAGACGCGCCCCCGGCACCCCAGCCCCGUGGGGCGCACCGCCUUGCCGCCCCGCCUGUCACCUCUUGCACCUGAUGGGGCGCGGGAAGGGGCCAGGGCGCCCCGGACCAGCGCCCGCGGCCCGCCGCAGAGCGGGGUCCGUCCGUCAGUGGCUCCGCGGCCCACGCCGCCCCCGCGCCCCCACACCCGCACCGCCAGUCAUCUCAUCUUGUCAACGACCGCCCGUCACGCGACGACGAGGUGCCACCAAUCAGAGAGAGGGGGCGCGCCCCCCUCACACCACGACGACAACUCGAUAUGUAAAGUGAAGGAGAACUUUCAUAAAAAAAACAUCACCACCAA